AUGGACGCUCAAGUGCGGCAGCUGAAGCUGGAGCACCUGAAACGCCGCGCCGCGGACGCGCUGCGGCGCGGCAACUUCCGGGACGCGUGCGAUGGGUAUACGGAAGCCCUUCGGCUGUGCCCGCCCGCGGACCGCGCCGCGCGGCGCGCGCUGCUCGCCAACCGCAGCGCGGCGCUCCUGGGCGCCGGCCGCGCUGCCGACGCGCUCCAAGACGCGCGCGGCACGGCGGCCGCCGCGCCCGGCUGGGCCAAGGCGCGCUGGCGCGAGGGCCGGGCGCUGGGGGCGCUGGGAAGGUGGCCGGAGGCGUGCCACGCCUACGCGCGCGCAUGGGACCUGUCUGGGGGCGACCCCGAGUGCGCCGCGGCUCUGCGCUCCGCCGCGGCGCGGCUGACGCGUCCGCAGCUCGCGGACUCCCUCCUGAGCCUGCUGCUGCCCGGAAGCUUCGGGGGCGACGGCGCCGAUGACGUCAGCGCCGGGGCCGCGCAGACCGUCGGGGCUUGCGGCGGCGGCGCGUCGGCGGCGGCGGCGGCGGUGGUGGAUUCUGAGGGGCGGCGGCUGGAGGGCGACGCGGCGGGCCUGAGGCGGGAGGCGGUGCGGGAGGCCAUGUUUUUGGAGGUGAAGGAGGAGGGGCCGGGUGAGUGA
This is a messenger RNA of Monoraphidium neglectum, 642 nucleotides long. RefSeq lists its product as hypothetical. Gene Ontology annotation, molecular function: Hsp90 protein binding. Bases 1 to 642 code for a protein of 213 amino acids. The record is from RefSeq and is a predicted model, not a curated record. The transcript is spliced from 5 exons. Lineage: Eukaryota; Viridiplantae; Chlorophyta; Chlorophyceae; Sphaeropleales; Selenastraceae.